UACCGUCCGUGUUCGGAACGAAGUGGACUUUCCAAUGUUUUUUGUAUCGUUGACGCUGGCGAAUGACGGCCUCUGUAUUGCUUACCUUUAUGCGAAUGGUGUCUGACCACACUGGGGAGGUCUCCAUACAUUGAUAAGGAGCUUCACAAAUUGGCAUUGAAUUUACAUUUAUGUAUUUGGCAAAAGCUUUUCUCCAAAGCGAUGUUACGGGUCAGAGUAAACAAAAGUGCAUCAGCAGCAGAGAGCUUAGAUAUGCGCAGAAUUAUUGAAGUGCGGCUGUAGUCACGGCACGCGUAUUCCAACAGGUAGAUAUUAAAGUGCCGUACUAGUGUAGGUGGAUGAAAAGGAAGGUUUUCAGGAGCUCGGGAGAGAAAUGGGUCUGAAAGAGAGGCAUUUGGAGAAACUUCCUAAAAACAUCGGGCGGGACUCAGCAGUCGUGAGGGACAGAGGGAGUUCAAAAUGCAACACAUCACUGAGAACUAGUAGGCCUUAGAUUGUGGGUUCCUGACCCUGGGAUUGAGUAAAAGCCCAUGUGCACAGCAGGGCGCCUUUCCCGGAAGCCCCCUUACCACGAUUUCUGGCUCCACUUAAGAGGACAAGAGGGUAUCUCUAUCCGCGCGCCUAGACGCGAGCCCCGUGCUGGCUGCGCCGGACAGCAGUGACCCCGCGAACGGAGCGACCCGGGGCGGGGGCCGCGUGUCCAGCAGCAGCCCAGCAGCGGCGCUCCAAGCCCAUAAAGCUAUUUUGAACGCGACCCCCCCCCCCCUGCGGCGCGGGGGCAGAGUCCGGAGCAGCUGUCCGUAAUCAUGACCCAAGAUGACGGAUACGGUCGUCGUGGAGGGACAAGCCAAGCUGAGGGAUGGCAAAAAGUGGAAGAGCAGGUGGGUGGCUCUGCGCAAACCUUCCCCGGUAGCAGAUUGCCUUGUACUUUUGGUAUACAAAGACAGAACAGAGAAGACCAAGGGCCACAAGGAGCGCUGCAGCAUCACGCUGGAGGACAUUUGUGGGCUGGACCCGGGCCUCUCCUUCGAGGGGGUCAGCUUUACUCUCACCAUCCUCUGCCUCUCCCAGGCUGUCAUGCUAGGCUUCGAUAACAAGGAGACCCUUCUGGCCUGGGAUGUCCGCAUCCGCUACAGCCUGGGGGAAGUCCACAGGUUUGCAGUGGGAGUGCAGCCAGGCACCAAGCUGGAGAGCGGGCCUGCCAUCCUGCACCUGUGCAACAACCUACUGGUGCUGGCGAGGGACGUGCCUCCAGCUGUCAUCGGCCAGUGGAGGCUCUCGGACUUGCGACGCUAUGGAGCCGUGCCCAAUGGCUUUGUCUUUGAGGGGGGCACACGAUGUGGCUACUGGGCUGGCGUGUUCUUUUUGUCCUGUGUGGAGGGGGAGCAGAUCAGCUUUCUGUUCGACUGCAUCGUCCGAGGCAUCUCUCCGACCCGCGGGCCCUUUGGACUGCGCCCAGUCCUGCCAGACCCUAGCGUUACGCCGUCUUCCAUGGAGGACCGUGUGAAGCAUGAGGCCCAGGAACUGGAGAAACGACUCAGUCUCCUGUCUCACUGCAGCCGUCAGAGCAGCACAGCCUCUACCUCCAGCUAUGGUCCGUCAGUAGCGAGCGAUGAACGCAGUGUCUCCAGCUCUUCCUCGGAGACCAGCCACUCCGACACCAGUCUGGGAAGCCGCCUUGCUCUGUGGGCGGAGCCUGGUCCUGUGAGUGGUGCCAAGACCCCUGCACCCCAAGAGGCCAUGGGCCCACCCCCUGGUAAAGGCCCACCACCGAGCGAGGAGAGCCUCUGCGCAGCAGUGGCGGUAGUGACGCGACCUCCACCCAAGCCGGUUCGCACCCGUGGCCUGCAAGAGAUUGGCCGGCAGAGCUCCUCGGACAGCGGCAUUGCCACUGGGAGUCACUCCUCCUACUCGGGCAGUUUCUCCUCUUACACAGGGAGCCUGGACAUUGGCCAGGGGGAUGAAUUUGGCUCUCUUCUCAGUCUGCCAGAGCAGAACCUGUGCACCUGUCCGCCCUACGAGUACCAGGUGCCUGGUUCGCUGAAGCACCGCUAUGACACGCCCAGGAACCUGCUGCAGGCCUCCCAGCUGCCUAGGGACCAGGUUGCUGCAGGAGGGGAUAUGAGGGGAGGGCCCCCAGAGAUGGCUGUGCCCAGGUGGCCCCCAACACCCUCGAGACCUGAGCUGACAGAGGAGGGCGAGGUUUCUGUAGACACCAUUUGGAAGUGGCCACCUCUGCAGACACUUGGGCUGAACCUGGACUCGCAGGGCAGUGAGGGGGCGCCCCCUUAUGGUGCAUUCGCAGAACCCCGAGAGACCUUCAGCCCUCAGGCUGGAGUACCAAGGUCACUCUUCACAGCCUGCUCCAUCUGUGGAAGGCUGAAGUGCAAUCAUACAUUUAAUCUAAACUACAUUACCCACGAGCAAUGGUGCUCAUCAAAGAAAAAAUGUAGUGCCCAGGGAACAACACUUCUGCACACAGGGAUCGCACCCAUGCCAGCUGUCCCAGACAAGAAACCAGUGAGGAAAGAGGAGAGGGUCAAGGGAGGUAUGGCCUAUGAAACCAUGGAAGGACGAGGACUGGAGAGGACCGCUGAGACAGAGGAGAGAAGUAGCUACGAGUUGAUGGGCAGCUGUGGGCAGCAGAGGUUCUACACUGACACAGAAGGUGGGGUUGCUGCAUUAGGACUGUCAGGCACAGGGAAGAUCCACAGACCGAGUUUGGCCACAGAUCCCAAAGGAGGCUAUGAAUUGAUGGCCUCUGCCGUUGACACACCAAAGAGAGGGGAUCUGAGUCCAGGAGAGUACGGGGGUAUGUUUGUGUUCCCGCCGGACAUGGCAGCAUUGUUGGACAGGCCCCGCGGAGACGGUGUAACUUAUGUCAACAUUCCCAUCAGCCCUGCGUCCAAGAAACAGCUUCACUACAUGGAGCUGGAGCUGCAGGAGCCCAGCUGUGGAGUUCGAGGUAACAGCACCCCCUGUCCCUUCACAAGUGCUGCCUUGCCGUAUGCUAUAGGGCGGCAACAUCGUUUGACACAGAAGUCAAGACGUGCAGUUUGUGCCAUGAUUUGUCUGCUUGUGAUGCAGGUAAUGAAUCUCUAAUUGCACUUAAUUAUCGCACACGGGAUCACAUCCAGCCCUUCUCAUUGGCCACGUGGCACUGCCCCGGAGAUAAGCGAGUGCCCAAAGGCCUUAUGUCACUAAAAUUGCGUUGACAGAAAAUCUUUCGUUAACAUAAUUGCUUUUCUUGAUAUGAAUACACACACACACACACACACAUUUUCAGAACCGCUCGUCCCAUACGGGGUCACGGGGAA
This is a messenger RNA of Scleropages formosus (Asian bonytongue), 3317 nucleotides long. RefSeq names its product docking protein 7b (gene dok7b). The record is from RefSeq and is a predicted model, not a curated record. Lineage: Eukaryota; Metazoa; Chordata; Actinopteri; Osteoglossiformes; Osteoglossidae. Gene Ontology annotation, biological process: neuromuscular junction development; positive regulation of protein tyrosine kinase activity. The transcript has 14 exons. Bases 817 to 3102 code for a protein of 761 amino acids. Gene Ontology annotation, molecular function: protein kinase binding.